UGUGUGAAGUGGAACACGCCGAUAGCUGUCUGAUUAAAGACAGGCUAGAAGAAGGUAGAGUUUGGGUGCGUUCGACUUGGGCGUUAGGUCUGUCUGCAGCUGACGUGACGUGGAUUGCGAUCUGCCGGCGGCUGCAGGAGGGGAGUGUAAAUUGACUGCAGCCAAGCCGGACAACUUCUACUGCUCUUAGUCUGCGAGACCUGACUGCAAUGGCCGAUCUCGCGGCGUUGGCGUUUUUCGUGGCAGACGAGAUCGACAUCGUGGAAAUUCCCGUGUUUUUGCAUGAAGAAUUCGGCGAACAGCGAAGGCAUGUUUCAAAACGUAUUGGGUUUGUGAAUGAUGUCAUCCCUCUAUACAAUCUGUCAGAGUUUAGGAGUCACUUCCGGCUUUCUAAAGGACAAGUGGAGGAUGUCAUCACCACACUUGGUCCUGUGUACCAAAAUCCCCUGAACACCAAAGUCCCCUUAAAAGACAUUGUCCUGGCCUGUUUAUGGACCCUGGCAAAUCAAGAGUCCUAUAGGAUUGUUGCAAACCGCUUUAAUAUCAGCAAGUCCACUUUGAUGGUUCAUUUCCAUCAGUUCUGUGUGCUGAUAAACACACACAUGGCACAUCAUGUCACCUGGCCAGUGGGCGAAAGUCUUCACAGGUCAGAGUUGGGAUUUGCUAGGGCAGGUUUCCCAAGGACCGGAUUGGCUGUCGGCAGCUGCCACAUCCCGAUUAGGAAGCCACACCGAAAGAACCCACUGACAUACCUAAACCGGAAAAAAAAUUAUUCUGUCAUUCUGAUUGGGUUUUGUGACAGUCAGCGGAGAUUCUGCCACGUAAGCGUGGGCCACCCUGGUAGCUGGCAUGACGCCAGAGCCUUCCGGCACACGGCAGUUGCUCAGGCUCUGGCGGAGGAUCCGCCAUCCCUCAUGCCAGAGGGUCUGCACAUCAUUGGAGACUCAGCCUUCCCACUCUUGCCUCAGUUGCUGAAGCCGUACCAGGACAACGGACGCCUCACCGCCCGGCAAAAAAAAUAUAACAGGAAACUAAACGGUGCCCGUAUGGUCAUCGAACAGGCAUUCGGGAUUCUAAAAUCCAAAUUCCGCCGACUGAAAUACCUGCAAAUGGACAGUAUUCAGAAGAUUAGUUCAGCAGUGUGUGCCUGCUGCAUCCUAUACAACCUGUCCUACGAUCCUGGGGAUCAGCCCCCUGACAUAAUUAGCAAUGAGGCCCUGGAUGAUGACACUUAUCCAUCUCAGCCUCUAAAUGAACAGGCACUUCAUUACAGAGACACUAUUUGCUGUAGUUUAUAAACACACACCUCAGCCUCUUACAUGGCAAGCAACUGCUCAUAGAUAUUAGCUCCGCCUUCAACACAUUCAUCCCUCAAAAGCUGAUUGUGAAACUGACUGGGUUAUUGGUUAGGCCUGAACCCCACUCUCUGCAAGUGGAUUUUGGAUUUCCUGAUGCAGAGGCCCCAGUUUGUACAGUCAGAUUGCAACACCUCCAACAGCAUCACGGUACAGCAGUACAGGAGCUCUGCAAGGCUGCGUUCUUCGUCCUCUGCUCUUCACCCUGCUGACUGAUGACUGCAUACAGGAGCAGCUCACAGCACCAAUCACAUCAUCAAGUUUGCAGAUGAUGCAGCUGUGCUGAGACUGAUAAGCCUGGACUGCAUGCAGAGAGGAAGUGGAACGGCUGUCCGCAUGGUGCACAGACAACAACUUAUCUCUCGACGUUGAAAAGACAAAAGAGAUAAUCAUGGAUUUUAGAAAGACUUGUCCUGUCCAUACUCCACUCAACAUCAACGGGUCAGCUGUGGAGAUCGUAAGGAGUACCAAGUUCCUCGGUGUGCACAUAACUGAGGAACUUGCAUGGACGGACACCCCCUCCUCCCUAACCAAGAAAGACCAGCAGAGAUUAUACUUCCUGCGGCAGCUGAAACCGGCAAGGCUCCUCCCUUCCAUCCUCACCACGGUCCACAGGGGCACCGGCAACAUUAUUCUGACCAGCUGCAUCAAUACCUGGUACGUCAACUGCAAAACAUUCGAUCGCACGCGCCUGCAAUGGAUAGUGAAAACGGCAGAGAUCACUAUCGCGCUGCCUCUUCCUUCAAUAGAGCACACAUUUCACAAGCACAGUGUUCGCAAGGCUUGCAGCAUUGUGCAGGACUCCUCACAUGGACUGUUCACUCUCCUGAGGAGGGGAGAUCCUGCAGCAUCAGAGUCACGUCUGCGAGGUUGGAGGACAGUGUUUAUCCCCAGGCUGUCAGGCUCCUCAGCACUGUGCCCCCACCCCCCAGGGAUCUUCCCCACCGCCUCAUUAAUCUCUUAAACUACAAAGCAGAACUUUACACAUGCACAGCCACUUUACUGUCUGGUUUGCACAUAGACCUAAAUCACACAGCAUAUUUAAAUAUCUCUUGCACAUUGCUUUUGUCACUUUGUCAUGCCUGCGAUAUGAAAAAUCAUCAUUGUUCUGUACUGUUUCUAUUGAUAAUCAUUAGCUGUAAAACAUUCUGACCCGUCAGCUGUUUACACAUGUCCUUAUAUUAUCACACACUGCUUUCAAUACUGUAAGUCAUGCUGCUGUUCUGAUAAACGUAAACACAUUACUUGCUACAUGCCACACUGCUGCUACUUUUUUGUCUGGGUUUGUACAGUCUUUGUCUUUGCACUACGUUGUGUAGUGUUUUUCAUUUGUAUUUGCUUUAAGUAUUUGUUACACUGUGGAUCCUGAGCUUUGCCAUUUAGUCUCACUGUAUACUGCUAUAUGGUUGAGAUGACAAUAAAGUUCACUUUGACAGAUC
Messenger RNA from Paramormyrops kingsleyae, 2794 nucleotides. RefSeq lists its product as uncharacterized. Lineage: Eukaryota; Metazoa; Chordata; Actinopteri; Osteoglossiformes; Mormyridae. The record is from RefSeq and is a predicted model, not a curated record.